Messenger RNA from Myodes glareolus (Bank vole), 936 nucleotides. Its product is annotated as eosinophil cationic protein-like. Gene Ontology annotation, biological process: chemotaxis; defense response to Gram-positive bacterium; innate immune response in mucosa. Gene Ontology annotation, molecular function: nucleic acid binding; RNA nuclease activity. The record is from RefSeq and is a predicted model, not a curated record. NCBI's taxonomy places the organism in Eukaryota, Metazoa, Chordata, Mammalia, Rodentia, Cricetidae.
AGACUCAGACUUCAAACUCUGUCCCGUGUGAGAUGACUUGGAGUCAGGGCCCUUACAACGGAGCUGGCAGCACUGCUCUUUGGGCGUCUGUUGGCUGGCCAAGCGAUGAAACAGAAGGUUGGUUGCACAACGAGGCAAUGUGUCAAUCUGUGGUCCUGCGUGGUGAAGACUCCAGCCCCCUGGCUUGGCCAGCUCCUCCCACAGGGCUACUCUAUAUGUAUGUGUCCAGGCGGAACUCUUCAUUUAUCCCUGAUUUUUAAGACAACCAGCAUUGUGUUCUCACGGGAGCCACAACAUAGACUGGGAGCAUGGGUGUGAAGCUGCUUGAGUCCCGACUUUGUCUCCUGCUGCUGCCGCCACUUGUCAUCAUGGUUGCCUCGGUCCAGACCCCACGGGGCUUAACCCCUUCCCAGUGGUUUGAAAUCCAGCAUGUGAAUAAUAGGCCCGGCCUCCGAUGCACCGCAGCAAUGCGGGGGGUUAACAACUAUACGAGACGUUGCAAGGACAAAAAUACUUUUCUUCAUACAAGUUUUGCUGCUGUUGUUGGUGUGUGUGGCAGACCAAAUACUCCCUGCAGAAACAGAACACACACAAAUUGUCAUAAUAGUUCGGCUCCAGUAUUUUUAACUUUCUGUAACCUCACAACUCCUGCAAGAAAUUAUACACAAUGCCAAUACCAAACGACACAAGCGACAAUGUUCUACAGAGUUGCUUGUGACAACAGGUCUCCACAAGACAAUGGUACUUACCCAGUGGUUCCGGUUCACUUGGAUUUGAUAUUUUAGCUCUAGAACCAGCCCCACGUUCACAGUGGUGAAGAGCCUAUUCCCCUGCCUGUGCUGCGGUCAGCACCUGUCCUUGUGAAACCUGUCCCCGGUUCCCUCCACAUUUAGCUGAACAGAUCUUUUCUACUCAGUAAACACCUUUGCAUACUCA